AUGAACAAAAUGGACUCAAAUCAGCCUCCUGCACGAGUUUAUAUCUUUACAUAUCACCGAACCGGAUCAAAUCUGCUCACCCAGCUCCUCGCACUAGAAGAUCAACCCAAUGUCCAGCGCCAGGAGGAGCCCGAUAUCAAUGGGAUGCGGUUCUUCGUUCCCCUCCUAUCAUUGAAACUCGAGAGCGGCCACAUGGGGACGCAUGUACAUGCCCUUCCACCUGACCAAAGAGAAGAACAAGUGAGGUGUAUCAAAGACGGUUACAAACGUCUGCUUCAACAUCUCAAAAACGCCGAACAGGAAGGGAAAAUAAUCUGCUUCAAGGACCACGCACACUACAUAACAGAACCAGUUGCCGAAACACGCUUGCUCUAUGGCGAUGGCAGCGUUACCGACGAAUUGCCCUGGACUCUGCGUGGGCCCGACGAGCUUGAACAGACGGAUAUCGGUCGCUCAGAUCUCAACGAAACCUUGUUUCCAGACGACUUUCUGAAGACAUGGAAGCCUGUAUUUCUUAUCAGACAUCCUGCGGCGGCUUUUCCGUCAUUUCAUCGCGCGUUGGUCAAGGCCUACGGCCCUGAGUUUGUCGAAUCCGACCAUGGCCGGAAAUUCUUUCAAAAAGCCAUGGCCCUGCGAUGGAUACGCAAAUUGUACAACUUCUAUGCGCAACACUUUUCCAAUUCUCAACAUGAUCAGGUACCAUGGCCUGUGGUGAUUGAAGCGGAUGAUAUCAUAACUCAGCCUGAGAUCUUGAUUAAACUCUGCGAUAUCACCGGCCUAGACAGCUCUAGGAUUCGCCUGAGUUGGGAGAAGAAAUGCACCGACGAACCUCUAGCAUGGCAGGUGUUUCGGGGAACACUCUAUGAAUCUACGAAGCUUGAUCCCUCGAAGGUCGUGGGCGAUGUUGAUCUGGACAAGGAGUCAGUCAAAUGGCGGGAAGAAUUCGGAGAUGUGGUCGGCCGCAGAAUGGAGACAAGUGUGCGAGAGGUUAUGCCCGAUUACCUAUUUUUGAAGUCGAAGAGACUUCGGCUCUAG
This is a messenger RNA of Aspergillus affinis, 1035 nucleotides long. RefSeq lists its product as uncharacterized. The record is from RefSeq and is a predicted model, not a curated record. The transcript has a single exon. The coding region runs from base 1 to 1035 and encodes 344 amino acids. NCBI's taxonomy places the organism in Eukaryota, Fungi, Ascomycota, Eurotiomycetes, Eurotiales, Aspergillaceae.